Pezoporus flaviventris is the source of this 5052-nucleotide messenger RNA. RefSeq names its product suppressor of cytokine signaling 4 (gene SOCS4). Gene Ontology annotation, molecular function: 1-phosphatidylinositol-3-kinase regulator activity. Bases 352 to 1662 code for a protein of 436 amino acids. Gene Ontology annotation, biological process: intracellular signal transduction; negative regulation of epidermal growth factor-activated receptor activity; positive regulation of proteasomal ubiquitin-dependent protein catabolic process. The record is from RefSeq and is a predicted model, not a curated record. Gene Ontology annotation, cellular component: phosphatidylinositol 3-kinase complex. Lineage: Eukaryota; Metazoa; Chordata; Aves; Psittaciformes; Psittacidae. The transcript has 2 exons.
GGGAUGGCGGCGACAAGCGCUGCUUGGGCCGCCUCGCAGCGAUUCAGCUCCGGCGGCUGAGGGCACCCGGCGCUGCCACCGCCUCGACCCAGCCGCUGCGAGAGCUCGCACACUGUGGAGGUGCCGGCUGCCUUCUUCCUCCUCCUCGCCCCGGGUCAGGCCGCCCUACCCGGCUGAGAGAACGACUUGGGCGGCGAGCGGCUCCGCCGGGUAGGGCAGCCCAGCGCGAGCGGCCGCUCCCUCCGGGCGAUCGUAUUUCCAGAAAGUGCCUCAAAGAAGCUUCUUUAUGUAGGAAAACUGUGCAAGAAACGUAGUGUGCUUUCUGGCAACUCAUGAAGUAGAGCUGUCAAAAUGGCAGAAAAUAAGGACAAUAAUAUUAAAAACGCAGAUGUGAGACCCAAAAGCAGCAGGAGCAGAAGCGCGGACAGAAAGGAUGGUUAUGUCUGGAGUGGAAAGAAGCUCUCCUGGUCAAAAAAGAGCGAGCAUUGUUCUGAUGCUGAAACAGCAAGUGCUGAGGGAAGAUCAGGGACUAAUUUAAGGAGCCAAGAAAGGAAGUAUAGCUGCUCGUCUAUAGAGUUGGAUCUAGACCGCUCGUGUGGUCACAAGUUUUUAGGCCGAUCUCUCAAACAGAAGCUGCAAGAUGCUGUGGGUCAGUGCUUUCCCAUAAAGAAUUGUAGCAGUCGGCACACCUCAGGACUGCCAUCAAAAAGAAAAAUUCAUAUCAGUGAGUUAAUGCUAGAUAAGUGUCCUUUCCCUCCGCGCUCGGAGCUAGCUUUUCGGUGGCACUUGAUCAAAAGGCAUACAGCCCCUAUAAGUCCAAAAGCAGAAGACUGGUUAAUUGCUGAUUUAUCCCAGCAUGAGGAACGGGAUGAUCAGCUGCGAGAUGAUGAGAUUGCCAACGGGGGAGUGGACUCUCCCUCCCAGUCCGGUGACUUUACGGACAGCAGUUCCUCUAGGGGUGAUUCAAGGUAUGAGUUGGUUACAGGUAAGGUGGUAAGGAGCAGUAAAGAUGAGAGCGAUAUGGACUCCGAUGAUGAAGUUGUAACACUGUGCACAAGCUCUAGGAAAAGAAACAAGCCCAAAUGGGAAACGGAUGAUGAGCUGCUACGGAUGGAAACACCUCCAAAAUACCAUACACAGAUUGAUUAUGUCCACUGCCUAGUCCCAGACCUCCUCCAGAUCAAUAAUAAUCCCUGCUACUGGGGAGUCAUGGAUAAAUAUGCAGCUGAGGCACUGCUAGAAGGAAAGCCGGAGGGAACAUUUUUGUUACGAGAUUCUGCCCAAGAAGACUAUUUGUUUUCUGUGAGCUUCAGGCGCUACAGUCGUUCCCUUCAUGCACGAAUAGAGCAGUGGAAUCACAACUUCAGCUUUGAUGCCCAUGAUCCUUGUGUUUUCCAUUCUCCUGAUAUCACGGGACUCCUAGAGCACUAUAAAGAUCCAAGUUCCUGUAUGUUCUUUGAACCACUUUUAUCCACUCCACUGAACAGGACUUUUCCUUUUUCUCUUCAACAUAUAUGUAGAACAGUUAUUUGCAACUGUACAACUUAUGAUGGUAUUGAUGCACUUCCCAUUCCUCCAUCGGUGAAGCUGUAUCUGAAGGAAUAUCAUUAUAAGUCAAAAGUUAGAGUACUCAGGAUUGAUGUACCAGAGCAGCAAAGCUAGGAAAUAUUUUUGUGAAAGAAUGAGAUUGUCUCUAAGCAGACAAAUAGUAUGUUCAGUCUUUCUUCCUUCUAUGGUGUGUUUUUUUAAUAGCAAUUUGGUUUAUUUCUUUUUCCUUCCUUCAGAUUAUUUACCACCCGAAGGAGCCUCUGUCUAAGGCUCUUUUAUCCAAAUGUACUUUGAUUCUUCACAGCUCUCUUUUUUAGAAAUGGUAUUCCUUGUGGGCUUUUGGUACUGUUCCCAGACUAGAGUUUUAUGGAAUUUCAGGUAGGCUUUCUGGUAUUUCUAUAGGUAGGUAGUCUUUAGAUCUUAAAAAAAAACCUAAAAAUCAGUUUUGAACUUGAUCUUUUUUAUUGUAAUUUACAUGUGUUGCUGACAUGUUUGAGAUAAUGCACUGUUAACUAAAGAUUGACUCAUUUGUAUUUUCUGCAUUUCUUUUGAGUGCUCUACCCUCUGUGUGCGUGUCUGUCUGUCCAUCCAUAUCUAAUACAGCAAAUUCAUCAGUCUAUUUCUAACAUGACUAUUCCAAGCAAAAUGAAGUUUGAAAGAGGAUAUGAUCUUUCUAUAAAUAUGUCAGGAGACUAAACACCAGGGAGAGGGAAAAAGAAUUCAAGUUAAGGACAACACUCAGUACAGGAACAAACUUGUAUAAACUGGUUGUGAAAAGAUUUUGCUUGGAAAAGAAAAAGCUUGUCCCCAUCAGAGCAAUGCAGUUCUGGAACAGCUUUUCAUUUUGUAUAAUAGCAGUAAAAAGCAAACUACUCGUAAAUUGGGAUUUGAUCAGUGUCUGGAAGGGAUAAUGGUACACUUACUAAUGAUACAUGGGGCUUGGACUUGGUAACUGUUUCUGUGUUACUCUUUCAUUAGAAAUACCCAGUUUUCACUAAAAGAGCUGCUGCUUCUUAUAUGCUAAAGCACAGAGGGAGAGAAUGAAGAUAUUUCCUUAAAAAUCUGCAUAUUAAACUAUCUGAUCUUGCAUGGUUGAUCCUAAGGUGAAGAUCAAUAACUUUUCUACUUUGUCAGUAGGAGAGUUGGUAUUUUAAUAAGUAUAGUUAAAAAAAGUCUGGAGCUUUUUCUUGCAACGUGAAGCAUUUGGUCGAAUGGCCUCCUGCCAAAUUCCAUGUACGGGAAAACCAUGCAUGGAUAAUGCUUCUAAAAGCAUUACUUACAUUACAUGGAUAGGAAGAUCUGCUGCUGAAUUACUGGUGAAAUCCCACCGAGACUCAGUGGAUCUGUGUUCAGGCAAGAAACUAUUGCUUUCCAGGCUGGCCUCGAGGCAGAGGCACAGCUCCAGGAGGUGCAGGAGCAGCCUGUAAUUCUGUUGUAUCCAUCUGUAUGUGCUUCAUUUCUAUCUGAAUCUUUUAAUUUCACCUUGUACAGAAUCCGACAGGUUUGUAGACAUCAAAUCUGUCCUUCAGGCUGGGUACUCUGGAGUUAGCAAAGAAGAUUUGGCACGCAACUCCACCUGCCACCUGUCUUGUCCCCUCCCUGAGCAAAGAAAACCUUUUCCACUGAACUGCUGUCACUGUGAUGAUGUAAACACAUUUCUAGGGACAUCUGCUUAGAGACCAGCCUGUUUGUUUUCACCGUGUUUUAAAUAGGUUUUGAACCAAAGUCUCCAGGGAGAAAAUGCUAACACAUCAAUCUAUGGCAUCACACGUGGAUGGAUAUGCUACAGGACAAACUCUCAGCUGCUAUAAAUCAGCGUGGCUUUAUUGAUACACUUAUACCAGCUGAGAUUCUCCCUCCUCCAUAUGCAAACGUAAUAGCAUGACUGAUGUCAGAAAAAUUACCCUUUUUUUCUGUCAUCUUUUCCUUGCGCUGCUUCCAUUCAACUGACAUUGCCUUUUGCAUAAGCUGUGUUUUAUCAAGGCCAGCUUCAUACUAGUAAAUCCCUUUUUCCCCCCUAUCACUACCAUUUUCCAAAUACAAAGUGAGUGAGCAGGAGGGUUCAUCUCCGCUCUGUUCUUUUCCACAGCACCCAUCAUGGUGCAGUGGUGGGCUGUGGUUUGCCAUGGCUGCAGUGCAAAGUCAAAGUCUUGACUUCACAGAGUGACAUCAGAGAUAUUUGCAAUCUGCUUCACUAAAAUUCUCUUUCAGAAACUCUUAAUUAGGGCAAAACACUCAUCAUUUUAGAGAGAGAUUAGCAUUAUUAUUUCAAGAACACAAAAAAUAGAUUUUGACCAAAAGUCAUACUUGAAAGUUAGCAAAGGCCACCACCUCUUUCAAAACCAGCAGAUUUUGUCCCUUGAAAAUGAAAGGCCGUUAAGCAACCUUUUUGGGGGGUAUAGUUCCCUGAUGCACUGUGUUUUCAGUGUCAUAGGCAGCCUACAUUGUUUUGACAUUAGUCGAUGCAUCACUUACCCAAAAACUUCUUGAGCACUCCAAAUUUAGGAGACCUAUAUAAUACAGCAGUUGGGGGAAGAAGGUGUGGUGCAUAAAAAUAGUGCCUUUGGACUGUGGGCCAGUUAACUGCGUUUAUUUAGAGGAAAUCAGAUGUAGAAAAUACUGACAAAUGAGCUUUUGUGGAAAUUCACCCCAUUCUUUCCUGUUUUAUUUGUCCAGAUCAUACCUGUGUGACAUUUGUACCUAAUGCCAUUGAGUUGUGUAUACAUGUGCAGUCUGAGAAAGAUCUGUUUCAUGAAGUAUGCAUUUUUUUGUGAAAGAACUCAAAAGAUCUAUUUUGCUUAAAUCCAAGUACCCUUUUAUCUUUUCUCUCUUUUUUCUUUUUCUUUUCCUAAGACUUGUAGAAAUUAAUUGAUUUUACAGUAUGCCAAAAAUUGUGGCCCUAAAUUUUUCCUCCCACAGCUGCCAUUAGCAGUCUUACCAGUGCUGCUCACUCAAAUAAUCUAACACCUUGAUCUGAAGUGUGAUCCAAAGGUAGCCAACUCUUUGAAGUUCAGUGUUAAAGCCCUACAAAACAAUUAGUCUCAGAAACAGGAACUUCCAUUUUCUAAAUCCAAGCUCUUGCAAGAUGGAGAUCCCAAGUUCUUCAGCAUAAAGAUUAAACUUGGAAUGAGGAAAAUAUGGAGGUGUGUGGAAAAACACAUGCUCAAGGCUACACAGCAGGUCAGUCAGUUGAGUGAGGACACAAUCCAGAGGUGACCCUGGCCACAGCCCCUCCAUUUAGGGGUAGCUACCUGUCAUUGGGAAUUGUAUGCGUGUGACGUGGUUUGUGUUGGUCUGUAGGUGAUUCCAUAGGAGGAUAGUAUGAAUACAGCAUAUUGAGUCAGUGUGAGCAGCUUCGGGUAAGAAAAGAGAUCUGAUUUUGAUAAAAUUAUUCCGAUAUGGAGGGGCGGGAAAAGGUCAGGUUCUUGGUGCACACUGGACAAACAACAUACACUAGCUAUUUUUACAGGAUGGUUUAAAAAAAUUAAAUACUCUUUCCAAUAA